This is a messenger RNA of Mustela erminea (ermine), 1723 nucleotides long. Its product is annotated as general transcription factor IIH subunit 3. Gene Ontology annotation, cellular component: transcription factor TFIIH core complex; transcription factor TFIIH holo complex. Gene Ontology annotation, biological process: regulation of DNA-templated transcription; nucleotide-excision repair. The coding region runs from base 20 to 949 and encodes 309 amino acids. The transcript has a single exon. Lineage: Eukaryota; Metazoa; Chordata; Mammalia; Carnivora; Mustelidae. The record is from RefSeq and is a predicted model, not a curated record.
UGGGGGGAUCCUGGCAGCCAUGGUGUCAGACGAAGAUGAAUUGAAUCUUCUGGUUAUCGUAGUUGAUACCAACCCAAUUUGGUGGGGAAAGCAAGCGUUAAAGGAAUCUCAGUUUACUUUAUCAAAAUGCAUAGAUGCUGUGAUGGUGCUGGGAAAUUCUCAUUUAUUCAUGAAUCGUUCCAACAAACUUGCUGUGAUAGCGAGUCACAUUCAAGAAAGUCGAUUCUUGUAUCCUGGAAAGAAUGGCAGACUUGGAGACUUUUUUGGAGACCCUGGCAACCCUUCCUCUGAGUCCGGCCCGUCAGGGAGUAAGGACGGGAAGUACGAGUUGUUCACAGCCGCGAAUGAAGUCAUUGCCGAAGAGAUUAAGGAUCUCAUGACCAAGAGUGACAUAAAGGGUCAACAUACAGAAACUCUGCUGGCAGGAUCCCUCGCCAAAGCUCUUUGCUACAUUCAUAGAAUGAACAAGGAAGUGAAAGAUAAUCAGGAAAUGAAAUCAAGGAUUUUGGUGAUUAAGGCUGCAGAAGACAGCGCGCUGCAGUAUAUGAACUUCAUGAAUGUCAUCUUCGCAGCACAGAAGCAGAAUAUUUUGAUCGAUGCCUGUGUUUUAGACUCGGAUUCAGGACUCCUCCAACAGGCUUGUGACAUCACGGGGGGACUGUACCUGAAGGUGCCUCAGAUGCCUUCCCUUCUGCAGUAUCUGCUGUGGGUUUUUCUCCCUGAUCAAGAUCAAAGAUCUCAGUUAAUCCUCCCUCCCCCAGUCCAUGUGGACUACCGAGCAGCUUGCUUCUGUCAUAGAAAUCUCAUUGAAAUUGGCUAUGUCUGUUCUGUGUGCUUGUCAAUAUUCUGCAAUUUCAGUCCUAUCUGCACGACCUGCGAGACAGCCUUUAAGAUUUCUCUGCCUCCUGUGCUGAAGGCCAAGAAAAAGAAACUGAAAGUGUCCGUGUGAUCAGAAGAUCCCCACGCCCCGAGCUAAUCUCUUAGAGCUUAUUAAGAGAAAUUGUGUGGCGAAAGCUGUGUUAGGAAGCCCUGAAAAAAAUACAGUGUUGUAUGGGAUGAUUUUGAAUGAAGUUUCUUACAGGAAAGUUUUCUAGACCAUUAUCCUCAUGCUGUGCUUUUGGGGGACCUGCUUUAUUUGAGGGAGUCAUUCUGUGCAAUCUUUUCUGAUAGUUUUUUGUCCACAGAGGGAGAAGAAAGCAUAAAUUAGUGACUUUUUUUUUUUUUUUUUUUUUUAAUGGGGUGAUCAUUUGUCUGUCAGCCUGGCCUGAUUGCAGGCUUUAGACUCUGUUACCUAGUCUGGGUUCUGCCUGUGAAAUGCACAGCCAGUGGAAUUUGAGCAAAGUUUUAGCGAUCGUCCACUAAUGGCAUUAAUCAAGAGAGACCAUCUUCCUUGAAUCAACAGCUGACUUGGAUGGUAGUCAUGCAAAUAAAAUCCUUAUUUUCUAAGUUAAGAUUUAGCUCCAGAAACUAGCAGAUUUUCUUUUGCCUGACAUCACUGUGUGUCUGGACAUAGUUAUCCAUGUAAUAACUGUCGCUGAGUAAAUAGGAAGUCUGAUCUUAAGUGAAUGUGGAGAAGGGGGUGUGGUACUCUGGCAGUGACCUUCCCUUCUUCAGAGAUCGUUGGGUGAAGAGCUUCUGCAUGAGAGCCGCUGUCUGGGUUCAGAGGGGGGCCUGGUGGAGAAUGGAUCCUUUAUGGCUCAGUAUUGUCCCCCAGGUGGAAUGA